AUGCUUGUAUUGCUCCGCUGGUUGUGUCUGCUAAUUUUUCCGAUAUGCCGCAUUUCUGCACUGAUCAAUCUGCAUAUUGGCGGCUUAUUCCCAAUGGAAGUCGGCACUGGUGGUUGGGCCGGCGGUCAAGCCUGCUUACCGGCUAUUCAGAUGGCCAUCGAAGAUGUUAAUAACAAUCCCAAGGUUUUACCGGGUUAUGCGCUUCGGUUACAUCAAAACAACAGCAAAUGUCAAGCUGGCUUAGCUGCAAGACAAAUGUACGAAUUACUGUAUACACCACCUACAAAACUAAUGCUGUUAACCGGUUGCAGUCCGGUGACAACAAUUGUCGCUGAGGCUGCACCGAUGUGGAAUUUGGUUGUGUUAUCGUACGGCGGCAGUUCACCAGCAUUGUCAAACAGAAGGCGUUUUUUAACACUUUUUCGUACGCAUCCUACUGCCAAUAUGCAAAAUCCGACAAGAGUGGAACUGUUCCGGAUAUUUAAAUGGAAAAAAAUUUCAAUUUUACAAUCUGUUGAAGAAGUGUUUACCUCAACAGCAAAAGAUUUGGAAAAAUUAUGUCGUGCAAAUGGUAUACGAGUUGAGAGGCAAAGUUUUUAUGGGAAUCCGGAGGGAGCGAUAAAAGCUUUGAAACGCCAAGAUGCUCGCAUCAUCGUCGGGUUAUUUUAUGACAAUGAAGCUAAGCGAGUUCUUUGUCAAGCAUAUCAUCACGGAUUAUAUGGCAAAAAGUAUGUUUGGUUUUUUAUUGGCUGGUAUGCUGACAAAUGGUUCGAAGACACCACCAAUAUCAAUUGUACAAAAGCGCAGAUGAGAGAAGCCGCGGAAUAUCAUAUAACCACUGAGAGUAUUAUGUUAAGUGCAAGCGAAGAAAGAACGAUCUCUGGAAUGACCGGCAAGGAAUUUCAAAAACGGCUAGCAGCUGGUCUUGAAGACCCAGCUAACACUGGCGGUUUUCCAGAAGCUCCACUUGCAUAUGACGCUAUAUGGGCAGUUGCUUUAGCGUUUGACUGCACUAUCUCGAAGCUCUCACGCGGAAGGCGAAUUGAGGAUUUCCAUUAUAACGAUACCAGUCAAAAAGAGAAAUUAUUUGAAUGUAUGCAGAAUACACGUUUUAAAGGCGUAUCGGGACAAGUAAUGUUCAAUCAAGCAGGUGAUCGAAUUGCAAAGACACAAAUCGAACAGUUACAAGAUGGAGAAUAUCGGGUGUUAGGUAUAUACGAUACCCCGACUAGACAGCUCAAUUGGACCGGUGUAGCUAAGUUCAAAACCAGCGAUGGUCGACCGCCACCAGAUUCAACGAUUAUACAGGAGACGAAGCUUACUGUAGGAAAGGAUGUGAUUCCAGCUCAACGUUUCUACACUGUAAUUCUUCUGUUCCUCAUCAUUGAUCUCAUAAUCAUUUCUUUUUGGGUGCUUCUUGAUCCACUUCGACAGACCAAACGGCGUUUUCCGUCGCAAGAGAUUACAAAAGACGAUGACGAUAUAAAGGUGAUUCCAGUGCUGGAACUUUGUCAAAGCCUGCAUAAUAAGGUUUGGACAGGACUAAUAUUUGGUUACAAAUGUCUGUUAUUGGUGUUAGGACUAUUUUUGUCGUAUGAUUCAAGAAAUCUGCGUUAUCGUUACGUAAAUGAUUUUCGAAUGGUUGGUUUAGCAAUUUAUAAUGUUGCAAUAUUAUGCCCAAUUACGGGCGUUGUUGUCACAUUCUUAAUACCUUCACAUGCUAAUGCCAACUUUGCAUUCAUUGGAAUCACAGUUUUAUUAUGUACAUACAUUACACUUGGGCUUAUAUUUAUCCCAAAGAUAAUUCAUCUACAUUCAACACCUGACGACAGCUCUGAUGACAUUGACAAACCGGAAUCUAAGUUCUUCAGUCACCUGACGAAAGCUGAGCGAAAACGAAUGGAACAGUUGGCAACUGAAAAUGCUGAACUUUUAAAAAAGGUAUUUAUUUUCAAACUUUGA
Enterobius vermicularis (human pinworm) is the source of this 1962-nucleotide messenger RNA. NCBI's taxonomy places the organism in Eukaryota, Metazoa, Nematoda, Chromadorea, Rhabditida, Oxyuridae. The record is from the annotation of a GenBank genome assembly.